AUGGUGGUAUUGGACACCAGGAACGUCUACGAGACGCGCAUCGGACGAUUCGUGCCGCCCAAAGGUGUGACAUUCAUCGACCCCUGCAUUCGCCAGUUCAGCGAUCUGCCGGCAUGGGUGGACAGGCACGAGGAGGAAUUUAAGGACAAAACGGUGCUUAUGUACUGCACGGGAGGGGUGCGCUGUGAGUCAGCCACAGCUUACCUUCGAUCCAAGGGGCCCGGCUUCCAAGACGUGGUGCAGCUGUCAGGAGGCAUCGUCCGUUAUCUCGAGGCGUUCCCAGAUGGCGGGUUUUUCCGAGGAAAAAACUUUGUCUUUGACCACCGCCUGGCUGUGCCACCAGCAGCACCGCAGCAAGCAACCAUAGGAGCAUGCUGUCUGUGCAUGAAGCCGUUUGACGACUACAGCGGGAGGAACCGCUGCUCUGCCUGCCGCAUGCUGCUGCUGGUCUGCCCUGCUUGUGCUGAGAAACAGCCUGACGUCAUGUGUGAGAUCUGCCAGAAGGGAGGAUGCACAACGGAAGUGGCGAAGGCAGGAGAUACAGAAAGAGUGCAGCAGCAGCAUCGCCAGAGGCACAAGGACCAUUCACAGGGGCAGGGGCAAGAGAAGAAGCAGGAGCAAGAGCAGCCAAAACAGCAGCAGCAGCAGCAGCAGACACAGCAGCAGACACAUCAGCAGCUGCUGCAACCGCAGUUACCGCAGCACCUUUCUGCUUCGCCUGUAACCCUGGUGGGUGGCCUUUGA
Messenger RNA from Closterium sp. Naga37s-1, 744 nucleotides. The record is from the annotation of a GenBank genome assembly. NCBI's taxonomy places the organism in Eukaryota, Viridiplantae, Streptophyta, Zygnematophyceae, Desmidiales, Closteriaceae.